Molecule: messenger RNA, 1043 nt
Organism: Lucilia cuprina (Australian sheep blowfly)
Lineage: Eukaryota; Metazoa; Arthropoda; Insecta; Diptera; Calliphoridae
Exons: 3
Coding region: 94-930 (278 amino acids)
Biological process (GO): regulation of transcription by RNA polymerase II
Cellular component (GO): transcription regulator complex; nucleus
Source: RefSeq, a predicted model, not a curated record
CCAAAAACAGCUGUUUGUUGUCAAAUUUUUCCAUUAGAAAAGAGGACGACGCUUCUUGUUAUAUUUGUUUAAAAGAUUGUUUUCGUGAUUAAAAUGGAAUAUAAAUUAAUUGAAUUUAUUAAAAAUAACCCCGUUUUAUAUGAAAAACAAUAUCGCACUAUUAAAUAUUUAGAUGAAAAAAAGGCGAAAUGGCAAGAGAUUGGCAGAAUUUUGCGUAAAGAUCCCGCUACGGUGCGCCAGAAAUGGAAACAUUUGCGAGACACAUAUUUGCGUUCCUACAAACAGAAAAUGAAAAAGGGCGAUGAUGGAGAUGUGUUGUCCACUAGAACCUGGCAAUAUUAUAAUGCCAUGUCGUUUCUGAACAAUCAAUUUGAUGACAAUGUUAUUUUUAAAACCGAAGAAAACUAUGAUGAUGAGACUGAAGCUGCUAUCACAAAUUUAAAUCAAACCGAAGGAGAGGUACAACAAUUUGAUGUUUCAAUCUACCAAGAACAAGAACUUUCGAAUGAAGCCGAUUUCGAAAUCGAAAAUUUCGAUUUAAAUGAUUAUGUGAAAAAGAUAGAUCAACCCACUACGCAAAACACUAACACCUCCAACACAGCCAAUACCGCCAACACCACCUCCAGCGGUGGUAGUAGUAACUAUGUCCACAGCUAUCGUCCUGAUAACGAAUUAAAUAAAAAGAAAAAAUAUGAUAAAGAGGCCUUAAUUCAGGAGGCCUGUUCAGAAAUGACCAGCUUAUUGCAAAAUGCCAAAAAACAUUUUACACCGCCCUCCUCGAAUCAAGUAUUUUUCAAUUCUUUGGCUCUGCAGGUGGAAGAAGCCAAUUUGCCCGCUUUAACACAAAUGCGUUUGCAGCAAAGAAUACUGGAAAUGGUUACUCUAGAGAUUGUUAAUCAUCAGCAGAGUAAUAAUAUACAACAACUAUAACAUUUUUUUAAGAUUUUUUUUUUAAUUUUUUAUUGAUUAUGUUUAUUAUAUAAAUAUUCUUUUAAUAAAUCUCGGUUAGCAAACGCUUCUUCUCUAGCAUUACUUUCAUAGUA